Molecule: messenger RNA, 767 nt
Organism: Mytilus trossulus (common blue mussel)
Lineage: Eukaryota; Metazoa; Mollusca; Bivalvia; Mytilida; Mytilidae
Exons: 3
Coding region: 23-757 (244 amino acids)
Source: RefSeq, a predicted model, not a curated record
CUUAAAUUUUUUUGGAAAAGUUAUGAUGUUUUUACAUGAAAUUGUAUAUAUUUUGAUAUCUUAUCAAGUAGUUGCAUGUAAAAAAAAAGUCGGAUUUACCGAAAAUGCAUCUGAACUAGAUAACAUUUACUUCAAUGAGGCAGUGAUAUUCCAAAUUAAGGGGAACAUGUUAGAAUGUGUUAUGCAGUGUAAUCAUGUGACAGAAUGCAUGUCCGUUUCACAUUCAAAUACAUCAAAUGAGUGUAUAGGUUUAAGUGCAGGAUAUGUAAAUGGUAUGAAGGAUAUCAAAGGAUAUCACAGUGAUGGGUGGACCUAUCAUUUAAUUUUAGACAGCCGAUGUCCAAAAAGAAGUGGUUACGUCUACAGUAAAAUGAUUCAGAGUUGUUAUAAGAUAUAUGGUAAAAAUAUUGCAUUACAGUCUGCAGAGUAUGACUCAAAAUGUGGUCUCGAAGGAGCGGAACUGAUGAGAAUAGAUUCUGAAGAGAAACAGCUUUUGAUUGCUACAUUUAUUGAUCAUUUUGAUGUUACUAGUUGGAUACUGUUCCAAGGAUCACAUCUAAUCGCAGAAGAGCAUUGGCGAUACAGUGAUGGAUCAAUCAUUACUCACUUCAAUUGGCAUUCAACACAACCUGAUUCAAGUGGUAACCCAGGUCAGACUGAAGUGAUUGGUAUGAAAAAGUUUGAUGGUUAUAAAUGGCAUGACCUAUGGUUGCAUGAUAAAGGCGCAUUUUUAUGCGAAAAAAGAAUUUUUGAUUGACCGAAUAUUU